Messenger RNA from Monodelphis domestica (gray short-tailed opossum), 5241 nucleotides. It is a transcript of the gene DGCR8, whose product is annotated as DGCR8 microprocessor complex subunit. The record is from RefSeq and is a predicted model, not a curated record. Gene Ontology annotation, cellular component: microprocessor complex. Gene Ontology annotation, molecular function: double-stranded RNA binding; heme binding; primary miRNA binding. Gene Ontology annotation, biological process: primary miRNA processing. NCBI's taxonomy places the organism in Eukaryota, Metazoa, Chordata, Mammalia, Didelphimorphia, Didelphidae.
UCCAUUGGCUAUGCAGCCUGCCACAUCUCCGAAGAAGCCAAUGAGGGAUGGCAACGAGGGACGCCGGCUUAUGAUUGGCGGGAUAGGCUCUAGGGCCCGGUGCGUCUCCCCGGAGGCUUGAGCGCGCUCCGCCUCAGCCUGGCUGGCGGUUUAAAGAUGGCGGUGGCACUGCUCGUGCCCCCCGCACCCUGACGGGUGGGCAGACAGACGAACGGGCUGACUGACGGACAGGCUGACGUGCGGAAGGAGCGAGGCGGAGGCGUCAGCGGGCACGGAGCGGCUCAUGCCCAGGUUGAAAGAAGAAAAGGAACUUAUGGAUUGAAGAGCUGCUCCCUCCACUUAAGUCUUCAGCUGUUUAAGCUGAAUGCAUUGUGAUUUCCAAUAAUUGAGACAGUGAUUCUAAAAGCUGUCUACAUUAAUGAAAAGAACAAUGUAGUCAGCUUAGCUAAGUCAUCGGUGUUGCCUAUUGACUAAAACCCGAGACAUUUAACUUGAUGGAUUUUUGCAUGUUAGGAGAAUAGAUUGAUAUAACUUAAGUUUUUGGUCUUUUAAAGUGGUUGUUUUAAUAGUAUUUAAGAUAAUGGAGACAUUGGAAAGCAUAGGUCCUCUUCAACAAGAGUUGACAAGAGAAUUGAUUGUGGAGAACCACCUUUAUCUCCCGCCACUGCCUCCUAGCGAAGAGCCUCCACCACCUCCCCUGCAAACGUCCAGUGACGCAGACGUAAUGGACGUUGGCUCUGGUGGUGCUGGACAGUCAGAUACCCCUCCUGCUGGGGACAUGUACGCCCACUUCGGACCCCAGCUCCUCACCAAAGGAUCUGCUCCCUACAAAAGCCGCCUCUGCAUAGACCCAGACAACUGUGACCUAAGCCCAAGAACAGCUCGCCAUGCCCCGUUAGUUCGAAAAUUCAUCCCUGAUCUUAGGUUGCUUAAGGAUGUUAAGAUUAGUGUCAGCUUCACUGAAAGCUGCAAAAGCAAAGACAGAAAGGUUCUUUAUACUGGAGCUGAACUAGACGAUAAGGCUGAGGCAGCUUUUAGUAUAAAUGAUGUCAAAGGAGAUUUCCAUGUGUGUCCUUUUGAUGGUAGUCAUGGGAACAUAGUAGGAGUAGUGGGUGAAAGUGUAGACAAGAGGGAUGAAGAAAACGAGAUUGAUCAGGAAAAGAGAGUGGAGUAUGCAGUACUGGAUGAGUUAGAAGAUUUUACUGACAAUAUGGAAAUAGAGGAAGAAACAGGAGGGUUCACAGCUAAAGCAAUUUCUCAACGAGAUAAAGUGGAUGAAGACACCUUGAAUUUCUCCUAUGAGGAUGAUUUUGACAAUGAUGUGGAUGCACUCCUAGAAGAGGGCCUUUGUGCUCCCAAAAAGAGAAAAAUUGAGGAAAAAUAUGGAGGAGAGAGUGAUCAUCUCUCUGAUGGAGAAACAACUGUGCAGCCAAUGAUGACCAAAAUAAAGACCGUCCUUAAAAGCCGUGGCCGUCCGCCUACAGAACCAUUACCUGAUGGAUGGAUCAUGACAUUCCAUAACUCUGGAAUUCCUGUCUAUCUGCAUAGAGAAUCUAGAGUUGUUACCUGGUCCAGACCAUACUUCUUAGGAACAGGAAGCAUAAGGAAACAUGAUCCUCCCCUGAGCAGCAUUCCUUGCCUACAUUAUAAGAAAAUGAAGGACAAUGAGGAAAGAGAACUCAGCAAUGACAUCACCCCGAUUGGGGAUGCUUCUCCCAUCAAGUCCAUGGAGAAAGCUUCAGAGUUGGACAGCCAGACUGAGGAGCCAGACUCUACAGCUGUGGACUCUGGAUCCCUUGAUGAGAAAGAACCUCUCGGAGGAGACACAGCCCAAGGAGCCUUAGGACAAGUUAAGGCCAAAGUGGAAGUGUGUAAAGAUGAAUCUGUUGAUCUUGAAGACUUUCGGAACUAUCUGGAAAAGCGUUUUGAUUUUGAGCAAGUUACUGUGAAAAAGUUUAGGACUUGGGCAGAAAGACGCCAGUUCAAUCGUGAGAUGAAGCGUAAGCAGGCUGAAUCCGAGAGGCCCAUCCUGCCUGCCAACCAGAAACUCAUUACUCUGUCUGUGCACGAUGCGCCUACAAAGAAAGAAUUUGUUAUUAAUCCCAAUGGGAAGUCAGAGGUCUGCAUACUACACGAGUACAUGCAGCGAGUCCUCAAGGUUCGCCCUGUUUACACUUUCUUUGAAUGUGAGAACCCAAGUGAGCCUUUUGGAGCCUCAGUGACUAUUGAUGGAGUGACCUAUGGGGCUGGAACUGCAAGCAGCAAAAAGCUUGCAAAGAACAAAGCUGCCCGAGCCACAUUGGAAAUUCUCAUUCCUGACUUUGUUAAGCAGACCUCUGACGAGAAACCCAAAGACAGCGAGGAACUUGAGUAUUUUAACCAUAUCAGUAUUGAAGACUCCCGGGUGUAUGAAUUGACCAGUAAGGCGGGACUUCUGUCACCAUAUCAGAUUCUCCACGAGUGCCUUAAAAGAAACCAUGGAAUGGGCGACACAACCAUCAAGUUUGAAGUGAUCCCUGGGAAAAACCAGAAGAGUGAAUACGUGAUGACUUGUGGGAAGCACACUGUCCGAGGCUGGUGUAAAAACAAGAGAGUAGGGAAACAACUAGCCUCUCAGAAAAUCCUUCAACUUCUGCACCCACAUGUCAAAAAUUGGGGCUCUUUGUUGCGCAUGUAUGGUCGGGAGAGCAACAAGAUGGUAAAACAGGAAAUGUCCGAUAAGAGCGUCAUUGAACUUCAGCAAUAUGCCAAGAAGAACAAGCCAAACCUACACAUUCUGAACAAGCUGCAGGAAGAGAUGAAGAAGCUGGCACAGGAGAGGGAGGAAACUCGGAAGAAGCCCAAGAUGACCAUAGUGGAGUCGGCUCAGCCUGGCAGUGAGCCUCUGUGCACUGUGGAUGUGUAACCAGCAGCCCUGGCGGGGAGCAGUGAAACAAGCGGCCUGUGGCCCCUGGGAGCCAUGCGCGGCAGGCUGCUCUUCAGAGACACGUCCUUCUGUUUCUGCCCCAUCGGGCCCUUGUCAUUCACCCCAACUUGUUACCUCUUAGGAGUCAUGUUUAAAUGAUUGAUUGAUCAAAAGGGAAAAAAGGGGCUCUGGGGGGCCACUAAGCAGCUGUGCUAACCAACCACACUUCACUACAGACCUUUUAAAAGCAAGCACUUUGUCCUUGACAGUCAUCCAUAGUGUCUGCAUUGGAUGGGUGUUUCCGGAUCAGAUUCAGAGAAUGUACAGCUCGGAGCAGAUUUAUUAGAGAUAUGAAGAGAGACAGGCUUCUGUGUAUGUGCCUCAAACUAGUUUUCUGGAAGGUUUUGUUGCAUUUCAGCUUGUAACAGUAUGCACUGGUGGGAGACACUGGUGGCCCUUUCAUGCCAGAAAAGAGGACUAAUAAGAGGCAAGGAGCCAUGUUCCCAAUGCAGCCGGAGCCCACUGGAGAGCCCCAUCCCUGCUGGAUCCAGGCCUGGCUUAGAGAGCAGGAAGAGCUCCUAGCAUUUUAAAUCCCAAACCAAAAUGACUCAUAAUCGGAGGGAGACGUGACUCUUCUCCAUCCCUACCCCCAUCCCCCCACCCUUACCCUUUUUUAAAAAUGGGGCAAAGUAGUGAUGAGUAAUGAAUUGUACCAGUGAGAUUCUUGGGCCCUUUGGGCAUCAAAGCCACUUUGUGGAUCUUGGAGGAUAAACAUGAAUUGAAAAUCAUUAUUCAUUCACCGAAAUCCUCUGCCAGUGCAUAGCAGUUACAUUCUGGAGCCGUGAUUGGCUGAUUUUAAUGGCGUUGUUCUUUGUUUUUCUAUCUGAGUCUUAAAACCCUUCAAAACAGACUUUUUUAAAUCCUUGCCGUCUCCCUUAAUCCUUCUGUUGGCACCCUGCAUCAGUUUUUAGGGAGUUGAUUUUUCUCCAUGUGGCUGGUUGUGGAGCUGCUCUGUGCAAUGCUUUGGUGAGCUUUUUGUAGUGUUCUGAAAAGCAGCUUUGGCUUCGAUGUCGAAGUGUGUUGAUGACAAUGAAUUAAGGCAUUUGAGGAGUCGGACUGGUUAAGACGAGUCCGAUCUGCUUUUAACAUCCAGCCAAGAACUGGUUUGGGGCCCAAGGAACACUGCCCCUCCACAAGCAGUUGGGCUUUUUGGCCAGCAGCCUGCCGUAGCCUUUGGGGGGUCCAUUGGCGUGUUUCACACCUUCCACAUGUACCCUCCAAAGUCAUUGGCUGGGCUUGUCUGAGCCAGACUCCCUCUGAGCAGCCUGCCCCUCCAGCUGGGAAAGAUUGUUUGGCUCUAGCUCCCGAAGCCCCAAUAUCAUGGAAUGGGGUUAUCUCCCUUGCAUAGCUGCAGCCCUGGGCUCCACGGAGCCCCUGUUUGGAGAGGGAAUAGGCCUUCUUGGCUGCGGGUUAAAUGUAUCCCACCAAGUCUGAGAAGAAAAACCUGCACAUUCAGUUGAAGUUGCAUUAUGGUCAGUGUUUGAAAUUUUAAGAAUUGUGGUCAGUUUUUUGUGUAGAAAAAGAAUGGAAGAUUAGAUUUCUCAGUCCUUAAAUUUAAGACCUCCUUUUAAUAGAGCUUUAAUGCAGGGGAUGGCAACGGUCUUUGCGAGAGAAUUGCCUGUCGAUGUAUCCAGCAGCCAGAGCUCUUUGCAAAGAUCCUGGCGACCUUCUGUGUCUCCAGGCAGUACUGUCCACUGCAGCCCUCCUGGGCCAAGCGCCCCUUUUAGAAGAUUUGUCCCCCUUUGUUGCCAGGGUCUAGAGCAGACUCUUACAGAUCUGAUGUUGCCUUGGAACAAGUAAAAACCACAGGCACCACCAUGUUCCUGUAGCUAGAAUGUCGCUGUAGUCGGAGGCCCGUUGAUCCAAAUUGUGAAGGUGGCAGAGUCAUGACCCAGCCUUGGUGCCCGGAGCCUCAGACCACUGGAACACCCCCCCUCUGCAGACUGCUGUUGGGGGAUGGCUCCUUUAGGCGGGAGCAAGAGCUGCUGGGCUGGGGGCUAAUUAUUAGCAAGAUGGGUCUGGUCUGCACGAUGAGCACUUGGCCAUGGGCGUCCAGGAGGUGGACGUAGGUGCCCACCAUGUGCCGGCUGUGCUGGGCACCUAAUGUUGAGACUAGUUCUUGCUCCAAGCAGCGGAAUUGUCCAGAGGAAGCUGCCACCUCCGCUUGUCCUCGCUCUUGGUUGUGUUCUCUAAAGAGACAGGUGUGUAUGUGUGUGUACGUCCUGGGACGGUGGGCUUCUCAAGGUACUGUGUCAAUAAAGUGGGACCAUCCUCUC